This is a messenger RNA of Rhodamnia argentea, 532 nucleotides long. RefSeq lists its product as uncharacterized. NCBI's taxonomy places the organism in Eukaryota, Viridiplantae, Streptophyta, Magnoliopsida, Myrtales, Myrtaceae. The transcript has 3 exons. The coding region runs from base 67 to 258 and encodes 63 amino acids. The record is from RefSeq and is a predicted model, not a curated record.
GCCGAUCCAAUUCCGAUCGAGGUCAAGGCGGACGAGUUGUGGGAGAUUGGCGGGAGCCGGAGAGAGAUGGCGGUGAUGGAAAAGCUGAAGAUGUUCGUGGUGCAGGAGCCCGUUGUUGCUGCUUCCUGCCUCAUCGCCGGCGUCGGCCUCUUCCUUCCUGCUGUGGUGAGGCCCAUAUUGGAUUCUAUGGAAACUUCCAAGAAAGUCCCUCAACCUCAUAUAAGUGAUGUGGUUGCCGGGAUGACUGGUAAAAGGUAAGCAUGAGGUUGACCAUCAUGAAGUGCCGUCUCUCUGCUGUAUCUUCAUCGGCAGCCAAAUAAGUGUUUUGUUUCUUUGUUUUGUUGAUGCCUCCGCAUAAAUUUUCUUCAAUUGGAGCAGGAUUUGUAUUGAUGAUACAGUUCAUCUGAAGUUACUAUGUGCAUGUGGAGACGUAUUAGGAUAAUUAGUUGACCGCUCACUGCAGAUUUCUGCAUGGUUGUGAAGUUGUGAACACCAUGCAAUUUUCGGAAGAGGAUAAAUUGUUAUUGGAGAA